AUGGAACUCAGAGACAUGAUAAUUUUGGAGCAAUUUCUUCAAGGAGUGUCAACUGAUCUAUCAGUUUGGCUUAAAGAAAGAAAACCUAAUUCAGCUAAAGAAGUCGCACAAAUGGCUGAUGACUAUGUUCUCGCCUGUGGAACUAAGCCUCCAUAUGAGAGGUUAAGCAGACCCCAACGACUACGAGGUGAACCUGCCAUUAAAGUGACACAGCAAAAACAGGAAUCAUCAAGGCCUCUUUUCAGAGCUCCUCUUUCAGAAGUACACAAUAUGUUGCCUCGAAGCAAAACAAAUACUCAAAGUGAGAAACAAUGUUACAAUUGCAAGAGAUGGGGACAUAUUGCAACAGUUUGCCCUAAAAGAACAACCACGCCAAAUUUUAAAGAAGAUGCCAAGCCUGCUUUCGUCAGUGAAUCACGUCAACAGCGAGUAUGCGACCCAAGUAACAGCAAGUGCAUGCGCGAAGGCAGUAUCGGGGGGAAAGAUGUAAAGAUGCUUUUUGAUACUGGUAGCUAUGCAACUAUUGUGAAAGCUGAUCUUGUGGAGAACGAAAAGUGGAAUGGAGGAGAGACUAUAAACGUUGUUUGUGUUCAUGGGGAUUCAGUGGAUUAUCCAACAGCAGAAGUGGAUUUGGAGAUGGGUGGUUGGAUAAACAAGACUAAGGUAGCUCUUGUACCAGGAGUACCAGUUGAUGUUUUAAUAGGGAUAAAGGACUUUGACUUGUCAGAAGAAAUCUCAAGCCAAUCAAACUGUGCACACAAUCUUGCUGUAGUGACAAGAUCACAGACAAGAAAAGAGGCUGAAAAGCAGAGAAAAGUGGAAGAUGCUGAGAAAAUAAGACUUCUGACAAAAAGGAAGCUAGGAAUGAUUUUACAGAACAAACCAGGGAACCGCGUAACAUACAAGAUGAGAUUAGGAAACCCGAGGAAGAAGAACCCAAAACCAAAACAACCGCAUCAGAUAGUAUUAAUCCUGAGGAUGCAGGUCCUGAGAUAA
Molecule: messenger RNA, 996 nt
Organism: Pocillopora damicornis (cauliflower coral)
Lineage: Eukaryota; Metazoa; Cnidaria; Anthozoa; Scleractinia; Pocilloporidae
Source: RefSeq, a predicted model, not a curated record